Molecule: messenger RNA, 137 nt
Organism: Acanthocheilonema viteae
Lineage: Eukaryota; Metazoa; Nematoda; Chromadorea; Rhabditida; Onchocercidae
Source: the annotation of a GenBank genome assembly
AUGGACGAUGAAGAAUAUAUGAAACCGAUGUUACCAACUGUACCAGAAAAAUGCGGCCCACCGGUGAUUCCGUUGGGGCAUUUGAUUGAAUUUGCCGUGCAGCAAAUUUUUCAUGAACUUACCGUUCUUUCGGAAUU